AGACUCGCCCUUUCCAUCUCUGCUAAACCCCACGCCGCCCCGCUCCCUCCCUCACUUGUACCUCUCCCUCUCUCUCCCUUUAUCUACAACUGGUUCAUCUUUUCAUCUGUGCCAGUCACUGUCCAAGCCGCCUGAUUCAUAUCCACGAUGAGGUGCUACAGGCAAAUCGAAAUCGUCGAGCCAUCGCCGUCUCUCCUCCUCCGGGAGGCGAUCGGCUCCGUUUUUUCUCCCAAAACCGUGGCCCUAUCCCGCUGCCUUCCCUCGUUCGCAGUUGAAGAGGAUGAGCUCGACCUCACUCUCGAUCUUCUGAAUCCUGCACUUGCAGGGGCUGCUUUCGAUUUCCCUUCGCCAUUCUCUGACUUCGACGCCGUCACCGAUCUGAUUCAGAUCAAGAGAACUCCAUUCUACACCUCGACACGGACGGUUCAGCGCCGAGUCGACCGGUUCGCCGCCGAGUCGUCGUAUUUGCAGAGACUCUGUGACCGAGUCUCCGCUCUGGAGGUUAGCUUCGACCGGCUGGUCAGUGCUAAGGCUAUCGCCGGCGGAGAACGGAAGUACACGUGGACGGCGGAGAUCAAAGCCCCUGAGAAGCCCGGGAUUGAGAAGAAGUACAAGUGGACGGCGGAUAUCAAGGGCGGUAAGAGCAAGGAAAAGAACUACAAGUGGACGGCUGAGAUCAAGGACGAAAGGAAGGACCCUCCGGUUACCCGGACCUACACGUUCAAAGCGUCAACCGGCGCUGGAGGCGAAAGCAGUGAGUCGGAGAAGAAAGAGAAGAAGAAAGAUAAGAAUAAGAAGAAGAGCGACAAAGCAGAGCCGUCCACUCGUCUUGUCGAGAUUGAAGAGCCUUUCAAUCAUGGCGCUGUCGUCUUAAGGCAGGCUUUCUUGAGGACUGUGGAGAAGUCGAAGGGGAAGAGGAAGGAGUUGUCGCCACAGGACGCGGCGAUAAUGAUACAGAUGACCUUCAGAGCUUACCUGAUCAGGAGGUCACAGGCGCUUCGUGCUCUCAGAGAGCUGGCGGUUGCAAAGACCAAGCUGAAGGAGGUUAGGGCGCUAUUCAACAACUUCACCUACCGCCGUCGCGUGGCCCGUGACGCAGAGGAGAGGCAGAGGUUCUCUGAGAAGAUCAUUGUCCUGCUUCUCACUGUAGACGCCAUUGAGGGUGCUGAUCCUAUGGUUCGAGCUGCAAAAAGAUCUAUGGUUGAUGAGCUGGAAGCAAUGCUUGACGUCGUAGACCCCCAACCGGCAGGCAAAUCUUUUUCCAUGAGGAGGAGGACAUUUGACAUGCCUGAUGGCAUUAUUCAGGGGAAGAUCGCCGCAGGUGUUUCUGAGGUGGUUCAAAUGCUCGAACAAGAAAAUGGCACUUUCGAGGCAUGCUUGUAAGGUAAUGUGACAAAUCAACCUUGAGGUUCUGCUUGUACUUUCUUAUCUAGGAGUGGGAAGACGCACCAUUAGUUCAUCCACUAGGGCUUAAUUGUUGCUUUCUUCUCUUCUCUGAGGUAGAAUUUUGUAUUUGCAUGAAGUUAAACUGAACCAUUUGAACAAUGGUUUGUGGUACCUAGAUUGCCUGUAAGGUUAAAGCUUUUGAUAAUUAUGCCUAAUAACUAAUGGCCUUGGUUCA
Diospyros lotus (date-plum) is the source of this 1621-nucleotide messenger RNA. RefSeq names its product BAG family molecular chaperone regulator 7. The coding region runs from base 148 to 1383 and encodes 411 amino acids. The transcript has 3 exons. Gene Ontology annotation, molecular function: protein-folding chaperone binding. Lineage: Eukaryota; Viridiplantae; Streptophyta; Magnoliopsida; Ericales; Ebenaceae. The record is from RefSeq and is a predicted model, not a curated record. Gene Ontology annotation, biological process: protein folding. Gene Ontology annotation, cellular component: plasmodesma.